UAUUAAUAUAGCUUUAGCUUAUGGUGCUCUUGGUGCUUCAUCAGGAUGGGCAUUGAUGCACUGUACUGAUCUAAAAUAUGCCAGGGUGGCGUUUGGACUAUACCUUGCAAAUGGAAUCGUUGGCGUAGUUGACUAUAUCAUUAGACAAACGUGGUUAGAGAAAUAGCAAGAUGUGUUGCGUUCAUCAGUGUUUCCACAAUCUCGAGUUGAUGUAUUAAACAGCGAGUUUUUUAACCAAUAGUGACAUCAAUGUCCAAAGUGAAGCAUUUGCUGGCAGCCAUUGUUCGAUGGUCGUUACCACUCUAUCUCCCUCUCAUUGCUGCCGAGGCCAUUCUCCUUGCCGGGCUCGACGAGAUCUAUGCCUACUGCCAUCUGGUGAUGCCUCUAACCUACCUUCUUCUGAAAGAAUUACUCAAGAAACACGUGAAAACAGAAUUCCUGGAUUGUACGUUUUGCCGAGAUCCAACUCGAACGUGAGGCGCAUAUUGGAUGCCCUUGGCCGAUGGUCUCGACCUCUGUACACCCCACUCAUCGCUGCUGAGGCCAUCCUCUAUGCGGGUUUUGAGGAGAAGUACUCCUACUUCCACCUGGUGUUUCCCGUGGGCUACCUCGUCCUCACCGAACUGCUCAAAAAGAACAUCAAGUCAGACAUGCUCGACUUGAGCACCAUCCUGAAUUCAGUCUCCAUCUGCUAUUCUUCGUUCUUAAAAGAAGAUGCCGUCGGAGCUCUGUGUGCUCUACUGAACCUGACAGCGUUCAUGGGCACCUCGUACAACUCCAUGGAGUAUUUCGUGCUAAUUGCAGCUGCUAACCUUGCAGCUGUCCAAUUCUUCAAACAGCUAUUGUUCUGAGCUAUUAGCACUCUACAUGUACUUAUAGCAUUGCAAUUUACAAUUUGACUGUGAUUGUUUCCUAAAUAUUUUCAUUUUCUCUGUGAAUUUAUGUUUUGUUUGAUAUAAAGUGCUCUGUGAUUAUUCGUGAUUUGUAAUUUUCAUUAUUGCAAUAAUUGACAAAUGAAGAGUAAUAAAUAAAUACAUUCUAUAUAUA
This is a messenger RNA of Homalodisca vitripennis (glassy-winged sharpshooter), 1047 nucleotides long. RefSeq lists its product as uncharacterized. Lineage: Eukaryota; Metazoa; Arthropoda; Insecta; Hemiptera; Cicadellidae. Bases 288 to 851 code for a protein of 187 amino acids. The transcript is spliced from 4 exons. The record is from RefSeq and is a predicted model, not a curated record.